Messenger RNA from Perognathus longimembris pacificus (Pacific pocket mouse), 7254 nucleotides. It is a transcript of the gene Arhgef11, whose product is annotated as Rho guanine nucleotide exchange factor 11. Lineage: Eukaryota; Metazoa; Chordata; Mammalia; Rodentia; Heteromyidae. Bases 1503 to 6179 code for a protein of 1558 amino acids. Gene Ontology annotation, biological process: Rho protein signal transduction; G protein-coupled receptor signaling pathway. Gene Ontology annotation, molecular function: guanyl-nucleotide exchange factor activity; G protein-coupled receptor binding. Gene Ontology annotation, cellular component: cytoplasm. The record is from RefSeq and is a predicted model, not a curated record. The transcript is spliced from 41 exons.
GAAGGGGCCCGGAAGGAGGCGAACGGGGCCGCGACGCUGGGAGCCGGACGCCGCCGCCGCCGCGGUUUCUCAACCAGCGCCCGAACCCGAGUCCCAAGCGGCUGCGGAGGCCGGAGCGCGGCGGCCGGGCGGCCGGGCGGACGAGCGGGGCCGGGAGCCCAGGCCCGGCCGGCGGUCCCGCGCCGGGCGCGGUGGGUUUCUCCUGCCUGAGCUUGGGAAGGGGCGAGAAGGGAGGAAGGAGAGGCCGAGGCGUCCGGAUUUUCUGGGAGCCGAUGCGGAGGAAAAACCCACCCGAACUCCAGUCCACAAUAAUUGUCCACAAGGAAUAAGGGAGCAGUUUUUGUUUUGUGUUUUGUUUUUUUUUCAUUUUUGACCGGGAGCAAAAGAGAGAGAGGAGAGAGAGAGAGAGAAAGGGGGAGCGAGGGGAAGCGAAAUCUCCGUUUCAUGGAGGCUGAGGCGAGAGAACAUUUCGGAGCCUGGAUGUGGAGCUGCAGAGCAGCAGAAGUAACUCAGGAAAUCGCCUUCCCGAAAAAGGCCGCACGUAGGCUGGGUCUGAGGGUCAGGCUGAGGUAGGUGCAGGGACCUGCAAGUUUAAAGGGGAGAGAGAGAGAGAAAGAGAGAGGGAGGGAUAUUUCCAGAGGUCCCCUCCGCUCUGUGGGGGCAGUGCUACCAUUUUAAAAUGGUUAAAAGCCUUUCAGGUGUUCUGUGAUUUUUGUUGUUGUUGUUUGUGGGUGAUUGGCUCAUUCCAGAAUUUGAGGCUCUUUAACGUAAAAACUUCCCUUUUAAAAUUUUUAUUUUUCAAAGAAAAUCCACCGAUUUUUAUUCCCAGGGUUGGGAAUGGUUGCACUGGACUAGUAAGGAGUGUUGCAGUGUACAUACUAUUGUAUGGUUUUAAUUUAUUUUUUUUAAUUGUAUAAAUCACCUGGAAGAUUUUUUUUCCCCCAAGUGUCAUUUCGGAUUUAUUCGUCUUAUUUUUUUUUCUUCCCUUCCCUCAAAUAAUUCUGCUGUUGUCAUUUUAAACAUUGGAGAUCAGAGAAAAAUUUUCCCCCCACCUUUUGGAGCUUGAGGCUUCCUUGCCAACAGAAGGACAGCUGGGAAAACUGGAUUAAAAGGAUGGUUUUUAUCUGUGUUUUGCAGUUAAGACUGAUAUUUUGAAGGCACAUUCUUUAUGUGGUUCAUUUUUUUUUUCAGCCCACAGUGCUAAACUUGAAGAGAUUUGUGGUUGGGAUUUUGGUUUUUAAGAAGGUCAUAGUUUUUCCUCUUUUCUUUUCGUGUUUUUUUAAGGGGGGGAGGGGAAAGGGGCCAAGAAAGGAGAACAUGUUAGCUGGUAGAAGUAGAAUGGAGUUGCAGUCACCCGGGUCCUGAGAACUGGAAGGAAAAAGGAUCCAGUCUUCAAGUUGGGUGUCCCUCCUCUCACCUUUCUUAAAAAUUGCGACAAGAUUUAGUCCUGAUCAAGACCUUGAGGCUUCAAGAUUCUGGAACCCUGGAGACACCGCGAAACCAUGAGUGUAAGGUUACCUCAGAGUAUAGACAGGUUAAGUAGCCUGUCUUCUCUGGGAGAUUCCACAUCUGAACGCAAGUCCCCUUCCCACCAUCGCCAGCCCUCUGACACCUCUGAGACAACAGGUCUCGUUCAACGCUGCGUCAUCAUCCAAAAGGACCAGCAUGGCUUUGGCUUCACAGUCAGUGGGGAUCGCAUUGUCCUGGUACAGUCUGUACGGCCUGGAGGUGCAGCUAUGAAAGCUGGUGUGAAAGAGGGAGACCGGAUUAUCAAAGUCAACGGUACCAUGGUGACCAAUAGUUCACACCUGGAGGUGGUGAAGCUUAUCAAAUCUGGUGCCUAUGUUGCACUGACCCUCCUGGGUUCUUCACCUUCAUCUGUUAGUGUCUCUGGGCUCCAGCAGGACCCAUCCCUGGCAGGAGCUCCUCGAAUUACUCCUGUGAUACCACCACCACCACCGCCUCCACCCCUGCCACCUCCACAACGCAUCACAGGACCCAAACCUCUGCAGGAUCCUGAAGUUCAAAAACAUGCUACCCAGAUCCUCAGGAAUAUGCUGAGGCAGGAGGAAAAGGAAUUACAGCAUAUCUGUGAGGUGUAUAGCCGGAACCCUGCCAGCCUGCUGGAAGAGCAGAUCGAAGGUGCCCGGCGACGAGUCACUCAGUUACAGCUGAAGAUCCAGCAGGAGACUGGUGGCUUAGUGGACAUACUUCCACUCUAUGGUGACAGCAGCCAGAGACCAUCAGAAGGCCAUUUCUCUCUGGAUUCCCAGGAGGCAGACAGUGGCUUGGACUCUGGGACAGAACGCUUUCCCUCUGUCAGUGAAUCAUUGAUGAAUCGGAACUCAGUACUGUCAGACCCUGGACUAGACAGCCCUCGCACCUCCCCUGUGAUCAUGGCCAGGAUUGCCCAGCACCACAGGCGGCAGGGCUCUGAUGCACCAGUCCCCCCAUCCAGUGACCAGGCGGUAGAUCAAAGCUUAAAGCCUUUAAUUAUUGGACCAGAGGAAGAUUAUGACCCCGGUUAUUUCAACAACGAGAGUGACAUCAUCUUCCAGGAUCUUGAAAAACUGAAGUCACAUCCAGCUCACCUGGCAGUUUUUCUCCGCUAUAUCUUCUCUCAAGCAGACCCCAGUCCACUGCUUUUUUACUUGUGUGCAGAAGUAUAUCAGCAGACAAACUCCAAGGAUUCCCGAAGCUUGGGAAAAGACAUCUGGAAUAUUUUCCUAGAGAAAAAUGCGCCUCUCAGAGUGAAGAUCCCAGAGAUGUUACAAGCUGAGAUUGACUUUCGCCUGCGGAACAGUGAGGACGCUCGGGGUGUUCUAUGUGAAGCUCAGGAGGCAGCCAUGCCAGAGAUCCAGGAGCAGAUUCACGACUACAGAACAAAGCGCACUCUGGGGCUAGGCAGCCUAUAUGGUGAGAAUGACCUGCUAGACCUGGACGGGGACCCUCUGAGAGAGCGUCAAAUAGCUGAAAAGCAACUGGCUGCCCUUGGAGAUAUCUUGUCCAAAUACGAGGAAGACAGAAGUACUCCCAUGGGCUUUGCUCUAAAUACUUACAUGAGCCAUGCUGGGAUCCGCCUUCGCGAGGUACGACCCUCCAAUAUUGCUGAAAAGACCCAGUCUGCUCCUGACAAGGACAAGUGGCUGCCUUUCUUCCCUAAGGCUAAGAAGCAGAGCAGCAAUUCUAAGAAAGAAAAAGAUGCCUUGGAGGACAAGAAGCGAAACCCCAUUCUCAAGUACAUUGGAAAGCCCAAAAGCUCUUCUCAGAGCACAUUUCAUAUUCCCUUGUCCCCUGUGGAAGUCAAGCCAGGCAAUGUGAGGAACAUCAUUCAGCACUUUGAGAACAGCCAACAGUAUGAUGCCCCAGAACCAGGGACGCAACGACUCUCAACAGGAAGUUUUCCUGAGGAUCUGCUGGAGAGUGACAGUUCACGCUCAGAGAUUCGCCUGGGCCGCUCUGAGAGCCUCAAGGGCCGAGAAGAGAUGAAGCGGUCCCGGAAGGCCGAGAAUGUGCCUCGUUCUCGAAGUGAUGUUGAUAUGGAUGCUGCGGCCGAGGCCACUCGCCUCCACCAGUCAGCCUCAUCCUCUGCCUCCAGCCUCUCUACUAGGUCUCUUGAGAACCCAACCCCUCCUUUCACCCCCAAAAUGGGCCGCAGGAGUAUUGAGUCCCCCAGCUUGGGGUUCUGCACAGAUGUUCUCCUUCCCCACCUCCUGGAGGAUGAUCUGGGCCAGCUGUCUGACCUGGAACCAGAGCCCGAUGCCCAAAAUUGGCAGCACACAGUGGGCAAGGAUGUGGUGGCAGGGCUGACCCAGAGGGAGAUUGAUCGGCAAGAGGUCAUCAAUGAGCUGUUUGUGACCGAAGCUUCCCACCUGCGCACACUUCGGGUCUUAGACCUCAUCUUCUACCAGCGAAUGAAGAAAGAAAACCUAAUGCCACGGGAGGAGCUGGCCCGGCUCUUCCCUAACCUGCCAGAACUCAUAGAGAUUCACAAUUCCUGGUGUGAAGCCAUGAAGAAGCUCCGGGAGGAGGGCCCCAUCAUCAAAGACAUCAGUGACCUCAUGCUGGCUCGAUUUGACGGUCCUGCUCGAGAAGAACUCCAGCAAGUGGCUGCACAGUUCUGUUCCUACCAGUCAAUAGCCCUAGAGCUGAUCAAGACCAAGCAGCGCAAGGAGAGCCGAUUCCAGCUCUUCAUGCAGGAAGCUGAGAGCCACCCUCAGUGCCGGCGACUACAGCUUAGAGACCUCAUCAUCUCUGAGAUGCAGCGGCUCACCAAGUAUCCCCUGCUCCUGGAGAACAUCAUCAAGCACACAGAGGGUGGCACAUCUGAGCAUGAGAAGCUAUGCCGGGCCCGGGACCAGUGCCGGGAGAUUCUCAAAUUUGUGAAUGAAGCAGUAAAGCAGACAGAGAACCGGCACCGAUUAGAGAGCUACCAAAAACGUCUGGAUGCCACUGCUCUGGAAAGGGCCAGCAAUCCUCUGGCAGCAGAAUUCAAGAGCCUGGAUCUUACAACCAGGAAGAUGAUCCAUGAGGGACCUCUGACUUGGAGGAUAAGCAAGGAUAAGACCUUGGACCUCCAUGUGCUGUUGCUAGAGGACCUGCUAGUGCUCCUGCAGAGACAGGAUGAGCGGCUGCUGCUUAAGUGCCACAGCAAGACAGCCGUGGGCUCCUCAGACAGCAAGCAGACCUUCAGCCCCGUUCUGAAGCUCAAUGCUGUGCUCAUCCGCUCUGUGGCCACAGAUAAACGGGCAUUCUUCAUCAUCUGUACCUCCGAACUGGGCCCUCCUCAAAUUUAUGAACUGGUCGCAUUGACAUCAUCAGACAAGAACACAUGGAUGGAACUCUUAGAAGAGGCCGUGCGGAACGCCACCAGGCACCCUGUGGCUACCCCAACACCCAUUCACCCCCCACCUCCAGGCCCCCAGGAACCAGUCCAUCAGGACCCCAGUCCCAGCAGGGUAGGACUAGAUGACUCAGAAGUAUACCAAAGUAAGCGAGAACUUGAGGAGCCACCUGGAGGCACUGGACCCCAGCAGGGAACCCAAGGAAAGCCAGAGAAGCCUGAGCAGGAGGGCAGUCCAGAGAAAGAGGAGCUGCGAACCCCUUCUCACCCUUCCCUCUGCCCGUAUGGAGAGAACAUGGACAUCAGGACAAGGGAUCCUGUCCACCUGGCCCUCCCAGGCCCUCUGUUCAUGGAAGGACUCGCUGAUUCAGCCCUGGAAGAUGUGGAGAACCUGCGACACCUGAUCCUCUGGAGCCUGCUUCCAGGUCACACCACGGAGACUCAGGCCGCAGGGGAGCCCGAGGACGACCUGACACCUACUCCUUCUGUCAUCAGCAUGACCUCUCACCCCUGGGACCCAGGCUCCCCAGGGCAAGCUCCUACUGGGGGUGAGAGGGACAGUGCCCAAGUUCCAGGGCCAGAGAGAAGCCAUCCAGGACAGGAGGACGAAGCUUUCUGUUCUCUAGCACAUCUUCCCCCAAGGACUAGGAAUUCUGGUAUCUGGGAGUCUCCCGAGCUGGAUAGUUCAGCUGAACAGACUGCAAGUGCAGAAGCAGCAGGAAGUUACAAGGUUGUGAGAAAAGCUGAGGUGUCAGGCAACAAACUUGUCCCUGGACUACCAGAGCGUGGCCAGUCAGAGUCUGAGCCACCUGAAGUGGAAAGCGGAACACAGGCUACGGGAAACUGUUUUUAUGUCAGCAUGCCAGCAGAACCCCUGGACUCAAGCACUGACCCUACAGGGGCACCCACAGGCCCCCGACAACCUGACAGCCUCCCUACCUGGCACACAGAGCCUCCACCCCAGCUACGAGAUGACAGUAGAGAUCAAAGACACCCCAGUUGCUCUCCCCCAAACCUGGCCCUUAGAGACAUGGGCAUGAUCUUCCGUACCAUCGAGCAGCUCACCCUCAAACUCAAUAGGCUCAAGGACAUGGAGCUGGCCCACAGAGAGCUGCUCAAGUCCCUUGGGGGAGAGUCGUCUGGUGGUACCACGCCUGUGGGUAGUGUCCACACAGAAGCAGCCAGAUGGACAGAUAGCUCCCUCUCACCUCCAGCCAAGGAAGCCCUGGCCUUGGACUCCCAGAACAGCCAUGAACUGGGAACCUGUCCUGAGGAUGGCUGUGACAGCCCCCCAGAAGACAGCACCACAGACAGAGCUGCGUCACCAGGACCCUAGCCAUCCAAACUACACCCUGUGUGUCUCCUCUCUGUCAGGGGCUGGCUUGAAACAGGGCACAGCAGAGGGACACCCCAAAUGUCCUCCCUGUGGAAGAAGCGGUUUGGAGAAACAUGGAGCUGAGGUUUGGGAACAGACCUGCAUGUUAAUUGGUCUGCUCAGAUUGGAGUCAAAUUCCAGUCUCAUCCUCUCCCUUUAACCCAGUCCUCCAAGGCCUCAGCGCCCUACGCAUGCUGACCACAUCUGAAGGGUCCUGCUCACACUCAGAGUGGCCCCCUCGCCCUACACAGCAGGCGCACGCAGUACAGGUGCUGUGUGCAGUACCCCCAGGUGUGCAGGCGAUGGGAGGAGGCUUUGGUGUGUAUGCACUUUCUUCCUCCUGCUCCACAGGCCCCAGACAGUGCUGGGUGCCGUCCCCGUCUUCGACACUUUGGUUUCCUAUAAAUAUGUAUGUAUUGUAUGUGCAUCUUUGCUAUUGUAAAUAACUUGACCUUUUUCAUUUCUGUCCCUGGAGUGCUGAAGGCAAUGACAGGGAGACUGGCAAGAGAAGAGGGCUUCACUGAAUCUCUAGUCAGCAACCCAGCUCCAGGGUCAGGGCCUGAAUGCAGAGCCAGACCAGACUGUACCUGUCCCCUGGCAGGAAGGUCUUGAAGCCUCCAGUUCCACCUAGCUCCAGAGCUCCCUCUGUGGCGUGGGACUUGCUGUGGGCACAAGGAGACAGAACCCAUGGGGAACUUCUUGCCCCGUCUUUGUCCACCCUUCCCCACCUACUCCCAUCGAAAACCAAUGUAGCAGGUAUGGAACUGAAAGCAGACCCCAGGAGGUGCAUAGGGAAUUUGAGUGCUGGAAUCCCUGAACUAACCCUAAGACCUUCCCAGGGGCCCAGCCGCUCAUCCUCACUCCUCUCCCCACUGAUGAAUAUACACACUGUGCUAGGUGUAUAUAUACAUAUAUAUAUAAAUAUAUAUAUAAUAUAUAAAAUAUAGAUAUGGAAAUGACUGUUUUGCUGUUAAGAUAAUGUAUACUCUUAUUUUCUUCCUUUCAUGGUUAAGAUUUUUUUUAAAGAAAAGUUAAA